AUGUGCUGCGGUUUGAGAGGGAUCCGAGGGGGUAAACUGAUGAUCACAAACGCCCGGAAAAGCGACGCGGGAAAGUACGUGUGUGUGGGCACGAACAUGGUGGGCGAGCGCGAGAGCGAGGUGGCCGAGCUCACCGUGCUGGAGAGGCCCAGUUUCGUGAAGCGGCCGAGCAGUCAGGUGGUGCUGGUGGAGCAGAGUGUGGAGUUCCACUGUGAGGCCAGAGGAGACCCUGUCCCCACCGUGCGCUGGAGGAAGGACGACGGAGAUCUGCCCAAGGGGAGGUUUGAGAUCCGGGAGGACCACACUCUGAAGCUGCGCAGACUCAGCCCUGCAGACGUGGGCUCCUACACCUGCCUGGCGGAGAACAUGGUGGGCAAGGCAGAGGCGUCGGCUUCGCUCACCGUGCACGUGUAUGAUCUGGGUUUGUCCCUGAACCCCUGGAUCUCUCUGGGUUUGUCCCUGAACCCCUGGAUCUCUCUGGGUUUGUCCCUGAACCCCUGGAUCUCUCUGGGUUUGUCCCUGUACCCCUGGACCUCUCUGGACGUCUCUGGGUUUGUCCCUGUACGUCUGGACCUCUCUGGGUGUGUCCUGUACCCCUGGACCUCUCUGGGUUUGUCCCUGUACCCCUGGACCUCUCUGGGUUUGUCCCUGUACCCCUGGACCUCUCCUGGUUUGUCUCUGUACCCCUGGACCUCUCUGGGUGUGCCCUGUACCCCUGGACCUCUCUGGGUUUGUCCCUGUACCCCUGGACACCUCUGGGUUUGUCCCUGUACCCCUGGACCUCCUGGGUGUGCCCUGUACCCCUGGACCUCUCUGGGUUUGUCCCUGUACCCCUGGACACCUCUGGACGUCUCUGGGUUUGUCCCUGUACCUCUGGACCUCUCUGGGUUUGUCUCUGUACCCCUGGACCUCUCUGGGUUUGUCCCUGUACCUCUGGACCUCUCUGGGUUUGUCCCUGUACCCCUGGACCUCUCUGGGUUUGUCCUGUACCUCUGGACCUCUCUGGGUUUGUCCCUGUACCCCUGGACCUCUCUGGGUUUGUCCUGUACCCCUGGACACCUCUGGGUUUGUCCUGUACCCCCGGACGUCCCUGGGUUUGUCUCUGUACCCCUGGACCUCUCUGGGUUUGUCUCUGUACCCCUGGACCUCUCUGGGUUUUUCCUUGUACCCCUGGACCUCUCUGGGUUUGUCCUUGUACCCCUGGACCUCUCUGGGUUUGUCCUUGUACCCCUGGACCUCUCUGGGUUUGUCCUUGUACCCCUGGACGUCCCCCCGUCCACAGUGAGACGCAGCUCUAUGAUGAAAGCUGCAGGGAUCAGAGCCAACGCAGUCGAUGUCUCGGGUCAAUACUCUUCCCUGGACUUCAGACGCUCUGACUGA
Molecule: messenger RNA, 1380 nt
Organism: Knipowitschia caucasica
Lineage: Eukaryota; Metazoa; Chordata; Actinopteri; Gobiiformes; Gobiidae
Source: the annotation of a GenBank genome assembly